Messenger RNA from Scomber japonicus (chub mackerel), 2580 nucleotides. RefSeq names its product ST14 transmembrane serine protease matriptase (gene st14). The record is from RefSeq and is a predicted model, not a curated record. Gene Ontology annotation, biological process: proteolysis; acrosome reaction. The transcript is spliced from 19 exons. NCBI's taxonomy places the organism in Eukaryota, Metazoa, Chordata, Actinopteri, Scombriformes, Scombridae. Gene Ontology annotation, molecular function: serine-type endopeptidase activity; protein binding. Bases 55 to 2577 code for a protein of 840 amino acids.
CAGGUACGGAAUUGUCUGGGAUCCUGUUGGACUCCAGGAAAAGAGUUUCUGAAGAUGUGUUCCGCCAGAUAUGAAUACGACGGACGCAAUGACAACCAUGAGCGGAUCGACUUCUUAACCAGCAAAGAGAAAACAUCAAAGGGGAAGGUUGGCAUCACGGUCGGGGUUCUUGUGGCGCUACUCAUCCUUGCGGCUGUUGCAGCGCUCCUCAUCUGGCUGUUUGUCUUUAAAGACGCUGAUUCAGAAGGCACCAUCAGUAAGAAGCUCAGCCCAUCAAUACAGGUGUACAGUGGCCAUAUGAAGCUGGCUAAUGUGCCAUAUAAUCAGAAGCUGGAGGACACCAACAGCAACGAUUUCAAGGAUUUGGCAGAGGACCUGCAGGCAACACUGGGGGACAUCUUCAAGACAGAUUCAUUCCUCGAAAAAUACUACAGCAAGUCUGUCAUCACUGCAUUCAGUGAGGGUGUGAUUGCCUACUAUUGGUCUCAGUUUGAUAUUCCAGUCGAUGACCUGGAUAUCUUGCCGGAGUUCUCCGAAGAGCGGGUGUUAGAGACAUUGGAGCAUGGCAUUAAGGAGCAGCGCAGCAUGAGGAGCAAGAAAAAUAUCAAGAUCAGCGAAGUCACUGCCUCAUCCACCGAUCCUCGCAUGGCCAGGGACCCCAGAGCCGUAGGGUGUUUCCAUCGUCUAGAGGCUAAAGAAACGGCGUCUGAAUUUUCAUCUCCCGGGUACCCAACUGGCUAUCCCCCAAAGUCCCGGUGCCAAUGGCAGAUCCGAGCAGCAGAGAACCACGUCAUUUCUCUCAGUUUUCCUUUCUUCCACAUUGAGGAUGACUGCUCUGAUGACUUUGUCUCCAUCUAUGAUUCUUUGAGUCCAGAUGAUUCUCAGGCCAUCACAGAGAAGUGUGGUCAGAGGCCCCCCUCCAAUCCUCUGGAAGUGAUGUCGUCUGGAAACAUCAUGCUCAUCAACAUGAUUACUGACACUGAUGUCCAGCGACCUGGCUUUCAGGCCAAGUAUAAAGCCAUCCCCAAAGGUCAAGUAAAAACCUGUGGUGGCGUCCUCACUAAUGGUACAGGAGUCAUCAGUUCCCCACUUCACCCCAGCUUCUAUCCCCCUGCCAUGGACUGCAAGUGGACUAUUAAGGUCCCUGCUGGCAAAAAGGUGCGGGUGAGGUUCACCAUGUUCCGCAUGAAAGAGCCUCAGGUGGAUAUCCGUGUGUGUCACAAAGACUAUGUGGAGGUUAUGGGCAUCAAGUAUUGUGGAGAGAUGUCCUCUUUGGCUUUGACUAGUCAGACCAACGUCCUAGAUGUGAUCUUCCACUCUGAUGAGUCCUACACUGACAAAGGCUUCAGAGCUGAAUACAGUGCCUACGAUCCCACAGACCCUUGUCCCAACAAGUUUGCCUGCAACUCCGGUAUCUGCAUCGGGAAAGAACUGAAAUGUGAUGGCUGGAAUGACUGCGGAGAUAUGAGCGACGAGAUGAAGUGCAAGUGUGAGAAGGACCAGUUUUCUUGUACAAAUGGCCUGUGCAAACCGAGAAUGUGGGUGUGUGAUCGUGUCAACGAUUGCGGAGACGGCAGCGAUGAGAAACUGUGCAGUUGUGAUGAGAACGAGUGGCGCUGUGGGAAUGGGGUUUGUCUGCCUCAGGAUGUUGUGUGUAACAAUAAGAAGGACUGUGAAGAUGGAAGUGAUGAAGCCUCUUGUAAAACCUCGCCGGGCAUCUGCUCUGACUUCAGCUUCAAGUGUAACAACGGUGACUGUGUCAACAAGGUGAACGCAGAAUGUGACCACGUCAACGACUGCUCUGACAAAUCAGAUGAGGCUACCUGUAAUUGUGGCACCAGGCCCUAUAAGCUGAACCGCAUCGUAGGAGGGCAGAAUGCUGACCUCGGAGAAUGGCCCUGGCAGGUCAGCCUUCACUUCCUGACAUAUGGGCAUGUUUGUGGUGCCUCAAUCCUCUCAGAAAAGUGGCUCCUUUCAGCGGCCCACUGCUUUGUCACCCACGACCAAGCGAACCAUAUUGCAAGCAACUGGCAAACCUACAGUGGCAUGCAGGACCAGUACAAGCAGGAAGAUGUACAACGCCUCCCAGUAAAGAAGAUCAUCAGCCACCCGGAUUACAACCGCAUGAACUUUGACUAUGACAUUGCACUACUGGAGCUCUCCCAGCCGCUAAAGUUCACUAACACCAUCCAACCCAUCUGCCUACCCUCUUCCUCUCACGUCUUCCCUGCAGGCAUGGUCUGCUGGGUCACUGGCUGGGGCACACUCCGAGAAGGAGGUCAAAAGGCACAGAUUCUGCAAAAAGCUUCACUGAAAAUCAUCAAUGACACAGUGUGUAACACGGUUAUGGAGGGCCAGGUCACCUCCAGGAUGCUCUGCAGCGGAUUUUUGGCAGGAGGAGUUGAUGCAUGCCAGGGAGACUCCGGUGGCCCCCUGGUGUGUUUUGAGGAGAGUGGGAAGUGGUUCCAGGCCGGCAUUGUGAGUUGGGGUGAGGGUUGUGCUCGUCGCAACAAGCCCGGUGUCUACUCCCGCGUCACCAAGUUCAGAGAGUGGAUCAAGAAGGAGACAGGUGUUUGAGGA